Molecule: messenger RNA, 480 nt
Organism: Lycium barbarum (goji berry)
Lineage: Eukaryota; Viridiplantae; Streptophyta; Magnoliopsida; Solanales; Solanaceae
Product: receptor-like protein 33
Exons: 2
Coding region: 1-480 (159 amino acids)
Molecular function (GO): protein binding
Source: RefSeq, a predicted model, not a curated record
AUGAGUACAAUUUUAGGAGAUUCUCUUAUAUAUGAGGAUUCUGUUAGGUUGGUGAUCAAAAGCCAGGAUAUUGAGCUUGAAAAGAUCACCACAAUUUUGACAGCCAUAGAUCUCUCAAGCAACGAUUUUGAAGGUGUGAUUCUGAAAGCACUAAAGGAUCUUGGCUCACUUUGGAUACUCAAUUUAUCCGAUAAUAAUCUCAGAGGUGAUAUUCCCAUGGAAAUGGGGCAAUUGAAUAUGCUUGAAGUGUUAGAUCUUUAUUGGAAUCAUCUCACAGGAAAGAGUCCACAGGAACUGACAAAACUAAAUCCUCGAGUUUCACAAUUCAACACAUUUGAAAAUAACUCGUAUGGUGGAAACUUUGAUUUAUGUGGUCCUCCUUUAUCAAAUCAUUGUGGAACGAGUGAUCCGUCACAUGUUCCUCAUCCAUUGGAGUCCGAAGAAGAAGAUGAGUCAUACUUUGCGAGUGGAUUUACCUAG